Messenger RNA from Camelus dromedarius (Arabian camel), 1869 nucleotides. It is a transcript of the gene OSCP1, whose product is annotated as organic solute carrier partner 1. The record is from RefSeq and is a predicted model, not a curated record. The transcript has 10 exons. Gene Ontology annotation, biological process: transport. Bases 90 to 1229 code for a protein of 379 amino acids. Gene Ontology annotation, cellular component: plasma membrane; cytoplasm. NCBI's taxonomy places the organism in Eukaryota, Metazoa, Chordata, Mammalia, Artiodactyla, Camelidae.
CCAGGCUUCGGGGACGCAGCUGCUGGGCCUCCAGGCCUCUGGCUACGGAACCUCGGGGCUCUUUAACUGCUGCGCUCGCUUCCUGCACCAUGUCGGUGCGGACGCUACCGCUGCUCUUCUUGAACUUGGGAGGGGAGAUGCUCUACAUCCUGGACCAGCGGCUGCGGGCCCAGAACAUCCCGGGAGACAAGGCCCGCAAAGUUCUGAAUGACAUCAUCUCAACCAUGUUCAAUAGAAAGUUUAUGGAGGAAUUGUUCAAACCCCAAGAGCUCUACAGCAAGAAGGCCCUGAGGACUGUCUACGACCGCCUGGCUCAUGCCUCCAUUAUGAGACUGAACCAGGCCAGCAUGGAUAAGCUCUAUGACCUGAUGACGAUGGCUUUCAAAUAUCAAGUACUGCUGUGUCCUCGUCCCAGGGAUGUGUUGCUGGUCACUUUCAAUCAUUUAGAUGCCAUCAAGGGAUUCAUCCAAGACUCCCCAACCAUCCUGCAUCAAGUGGAUGAGACUUUCCGGCAGCUGACUGAAACGUACGGGGGACUCUCUGCGGGGGAGUUCCAGAUGAUCCGGCAGACACUCCUCAGCUUCUUCCAGGACCUGCACAUUCGGGUGUCCAUAUUUCUAAAGGACAGAGUUCAGAAUUCUAAUGGCCGCUUUGUAUUGCCCGUGUCUGGGCCUGUUCCCUGGGGAACUGAAGUUCCUGGACUCAUCAGAAUGUUCAACCGCAAAGGCGAAGAAGUGAGGAAGGCAGAAUUCAAGCAUGGCGGGAACUAUGUCGCGGCCCCCAAAGAAGGGUCCUUUGAACUCUAUGGAGACCGAGUCCUGAAACUGGGAACUAACAUGUACAGUGUGAACCGGCCCGUGGAAACCCACAUGUCUGGAGCAUCCAAGAACUUAGCUUCACAGACACAGGAAAGCAUUGCUCCCAACCCUCUUGCUAAAGAAGAACUGAAUCUCUUGGCCAGGCUGAUGGGAGGGAUGGAGAUUAAGAAACCCAGUGGCCCUGAGCCAGGAUUCCGGUUGAAUCUCUUCACCACUGAUGAAGAGGAGGAACAAGCAGCACUAACCAGGCCAGAAGAGUUAUCCUAUGAAGUUAUCAACAUCCAAGCUACUCAGGACCAGCAGAGGAACGAGGAGCUGGCUCAGAUCAUGGGGGAGUUUGAGGUCAUGGACCAGCCGAGGCGGAUCACCAGCAAGGGCGAUGAUUUGCUCGCCAUGAUGGAUGAGCUGUAGAUGUGCUGAGCGGGCACGCCCCUCCCCCUAUGCAGAGGAUGUUGGAUGAGGACCCUGGGGGGGGCCCCCAGGAAGCCAACUGAUGCUGCUAGUUUUCUACUGAGUGAAGCCCUUACCUCUUGUUCCUGUUUAGGUAGGAACGAACUGUGCGGGUCCCCCUCCGGGAGCACUCUUCUCUGGAAAGCACACACAUACACCGAUUUUCAGCAAAAUAUAUUCUAGCUUUUAAAUUGGACGGUUCCCACUUUCUUUCUGGUUUUAUGACAGUUGUGCAAAGCAUCCGGGGCCAUAGUUCAAGCCCCAGGGUCAGUCAGAGGGCACUCCUGUUGCCGUUUUCAGUUACAGCUUUGCUGAGAGGACCACGGCUGCCCGUGAAUCGUCAUGAAACUUCAGAGCUUUCUGGGAUGUGUUCUGCCUUGUGAGUCUGACAAAAGUGGGAAAGGUAGUUGCCUCAAACAGCCAGAGCCCAGUGUAGACAGCCCUCCUCUCUCAGGCACCCUGGGAACUGUAACUUCAGAGGCAGAGUAAGCAAGGCCAUGACAGGCCUCACACAGCGCAUGUGAGUGUCUGCAGUUCUCUGCACAUUUCUCUCUCCAUAUGUGGUGUGGGCUUAUCCCACAUGGAAAUGUGUACCAAGGAA